AUGGCGCCACGCAGCGCCUCCCCAGCUCUGCCUGGUGCAUGGCCCUUACACACAACACCUGACAAUGACCACACCCGCAACGUUAUCUUUGAACGCUUGUCCCAAAGCCAGCCAUCUGAACCCCUUGCGGCUGGCUCUGGCCUCCACCACGCUCUUGACGAGCUCCCCGUCUGUGACACAGGGACAAGCACAACUCGAACAGAUCCUGUUUUGAUUGCGCCAUUUCCCCAUUUACCUCACGUUGCGACACCACGUGAGACAGCAUAUAUGGCACUUUCGGCUUCGGGAUCAACGGAUUUUUCAGAGAAAUUGACCGGAGCGGACAUCGAUGCCCUUGUGCAUCUCACCUACCCACAGCCAGCCCUUGAUUCAGAGCUCGGCCUUGCGUCAAAAUUCUAUCAACGGGAGGCUUCACACGCAAAUUCGGUGAUAAACUCUGAUUCAUGCGGGCUACUGGGUGUUACUUCAGAGCUUCCUGUUCAAAUUACGUCAUUGACCGAAGCCUCACCGCCUUUGAUUUGCACGGAGCAACCAAACCCUGUCCCAUUUCCCCCUUCAUUGGAAACCGCGAUUCAAUUGACGCCUUCAAUCCAGAUGCUUGCUCGACGUUCUCAAGCGUUCCUGUUGGAAUUUCCCGGCUCGCAAAAUCCCUGCGAGAACUCGCAAAUUGAGAACCAGGACAACCAGCAUCACGAUUCUGGGUCCGUCAGCCCCUCUUCAAUGGCCACACCUCAUGACCAUCUGCUCCCCGUGUCUAAUGUUACGUCCACUGAUGUAGAUCUCCUCGGUUAUCCCAGCCUGCUUUCAAGCAACACCGGCACAGAAUCCACCCGUGAAGUCAAUGGGGGCCUGGACCUCGAUUUUCUUUCCCUUCUUUCUCAACCAGACGGCGACGAAGCCUGGACGCUGCUGCUCGGCUCAGCUUCUGAGUGUCUUUCUUUUUCUUCCACUGCUUCUCCGAACUCGGUCUCUCUGCCUCCGGCCUCGUCCCUAAGACCUAGUGAAGAAGUCGAACAACACGUCGGGUUUUCCUCAUCAUCAUCUUCCCCCGAUGCUCGUGGGGUAGAAGCUCUGCCCGAAUCCGAUGAGGACGGGGAAACGGAAGCUACGCAAUACGCUGCUGCGCUUUUAGAAACUGCCCUAGCUACUGUAAACACUAUAACGGGACCCAGCUCCUCGGAGGAUGAUGCACUCGCGAUCGGUGUUCGGAUCCCUGAUGCGAAUGGCCAACAGGAAGAAUCACGCAGUCGAGAUAAGAACGCCUCAUCACACUCAAACGUAGUUGUUCGGCGCGUCAAGAGGCUCGGCGGGAAAGUCAAGAGAUUCUUCUCGAAGAAGCAAACCAAGGGGAGUGGGGAUCAACGCGAAGGGCAGCGCCCAGGGCCCAGUAUCGCAAGUUCACUAGUCUUUAGUCAGGACGAAAUUGUGGACAUGGAAGGCACACCCUACGAAGAUCAGCAGGGGGGUUCUCCUCCCUUGAGAUUGGCAACCAGUGUCUCUUCCCCUAUUUUCACGUCAACACUUCCUCCCCGAAUUCCAAUAUAUACCUCAAGAGUUCCCGAAAUACUUUCUCCGCCCAGUGGACACCAAUCAUCGGCUGCAUAUCAAAAUACCAUCGCUGCGUCUCAGUCCUCACCACUUGACGGUACCGUUGGAUCGAUGAAUCAACAUUCACUCCAUUCGUAUGGCAUUUUUUCAAGGCCGAAAACAUUGGCUGAGAUCAAAUCAAAACGUCGUUUCUCUCUUCCUACUUUCAAUUCCAGUUUCCCUUCUUCCACCUCGCCCCCGCUCGGCACUUCUGUUGUCGCCGCUUCUACGCCUCUCACCAAACCACAGUCUACGAUGACUUGCAUGGGCAAUGGAAGCGCCCCUGGAGGACCAUCUGCCAGUGAAGUUCAGAGGCCACGCAGCGUAAUAGAACCUGUUAUUGCCGUUUCUAGCCGUCGGCUAUCGCAGCCAGUGAAGAAGAAAAUCUGGCAGUCUCUUCCAAGGAUUUCCGCACUUCGUAAGAGUUAA
This is a messenger RNA of Laccaria bicolor S238N-H82, 2016 nucleotides long. RefSeq lists its product as uncharacterized. Bases 1 to 2016 code for a protein of 671 amino acids. Lineage: Eukaryota; Fungi; Basidiomycota; Agaricomycetes; Agaricales; Hydnangiaceae. The transcript is spliced from 3 exons. The record is from RefSeq and is a predicted model, not a curated record.